Molecule: messenger RNA, 1932 nt
Organism: Lepidothrix coronata (blue-crowned manakin)
Lineage: Eukaryota; Metazoa; Chordata; Aves; Passeriformes; Pipridae
Gene: SLC25A30
Product: solute carrier family 25 member 30
Exons: 11
Coding region: 194-1102 (302 amino acids)
Biological process (GO): mitochondrial transport
Cellular component (GO): mitochondrial membrane
Source: RefSeq, a predicted model, not a curated record
GGGCGGAGCUCCGCGUUCCCCAAAAACCGCCUCGGAAGCAGGGAGCGGGAUUGGGAUUUGGAUCAGGAUUUGGGAGCUGCAGGGAUCGGCACGGUAGGACGCAGGGGUGGAGGAGACCUCGGUGAGAAGAAAUUCCGAGGAAGAAGCAAACCAAGAAUUCAGAAAAUGAACGGAAAAUGAAACAGCUGAGGUCAUGGGACGAAAUUACUGGCUGAAAGAGGAACAUAUAAUGCCAGCACUAAACUGGAAGCCCUUUAUCUAUGGAGGUUUAGCAUCAGUCACUGCAGAAUGUGGUACUUUCCCCAUCGAUCUGACCAAAACACGUCUCCAGGUUCAAGGUCAGGUUAAUGAUGCCAAAUAUAAAGAGAUCCGCUACCGUGGAAUGGUGCAUGCACUAGUCAGAAUAUGCAGAGAAGAAGGAUUGAAAGCCUUAUACUCUGGGAUUGCACCUGCAAUGCUACGGCAAGCUUCAUAUGGAACUAUAAAAAUAGGGACUUAUCAGAGCUUAAAAAGAAUGUUUGUUGAACGUCCAGAAGAUGAAACCUUGAUGAUAAAUGUUCUGUGUGGCGUUCUUUCUGGAGUAAUCUCAUCAUCUAUUGCCAACCCUACAGAUGUCUUAAAGAUCAGAAUGCAAGCCCAAGGUAGUGUGAUUCAAGGAGGAAUGAUGGGCAACUUCAUACAGAUCUACCAAAAGGAAGGCACUAAAGGAUUAUGGAAGGGAGUAUCACUGACAGCACAGAGAGCUGCUAUUGUUGUUGGAGUGGAACUGCCUGUGUAUGACCUUAUCAAGAAGCACAUAAUUAUGUCUGGAUUUAUGGGAGACACAGUAUAUACUCACUUCCUCUCAAGUUUUGCUUGUGGAUUAGCUGGAGCCCUUGCAUCCAACCCAGUUGAUGUUGUAAGAACACGCAUGAUGAAUCAGAGAAGCCAACAUGGGGGACACUCAAGCUACAAGGGCACUUUGGAUUGCUUGUUACAAACAUGGAAGAAUGAAGGCUUUUUUGCUCUAUAUAAAGGGUUUUGGCCAAACUGGUUAAGACUUGGUCCUUGGAAUAUCAUUUUCUUUCUGACAUAUGAACAGCUGAAGAAAUUGGAUGCCUGACAUGCUGAGCUGCAUACUGAAUUCUGUUAAUGUACUGUCUGACUUUAGAGCAAUGUCCAAGUUGUCUUGUGUAUUUGCUCUUUACUGUCUGAACUGCUGGCCAAAGGAAGAGGUCACUGCAAGACUGUUGAGUGAGAAGAACCUGUAAGUGAUUUCAAGGCAAACUGGCUCCUGUAACCAUGGCUUGUGUGAUUCAGUGGAUGAUGUGCACUAUUUUCUAGACUGAACCAAACAUGGUGGAAUACUGUCAACUGUUUCAGUGUUUUUGAAUGAGAAGAUCUGUAACACAACUUGAUGCUUUUGAGACUCAUGCAGGUUUUUUUAUAAGAGGCAAAGAACAGGGUUUUUUCUUCUGUAUUUAUGUAAGGAAAGGAAAAAAUUUUCUGAAAAGAAAAAUUAUUUUUCUUACAGAUAGGCAGUACCAAGGAGCUGGGCUUUUUCUGCUUUCAGAAAUGUAUACGAUUUGAGUGUAAAAGCUUAAAGCUUCUAAUUAAUUGGAAGUGUCACAAGACAUCUUUGCAGGCUUUCGGGUCAGCAAAAUACCUACUGCAGUGCAAAAUCUGCUUCUGAUUUUGGAGCUUUUGUGUGUUCUAAAUCCUUAGAUGUCUGUGUAAUCUGCUGGGAUAAUCCAGCUUCAUUUGCAAGUGUGGUUGCUACAGUUGGCAGUUUUGCAUAGCUUGAAGAAAGUUUUUUUUUUCCAAUGUAUCAUGAUGAUUUUCAGCAUAAGUCAUUCUUCAAGAUAUUCCUACUUGCAAUUUACAUAUGAAUAAAGUUCAAACAAGUUCAUGCCCAUCUGCUGAUCUUGCAGCGAAACUUUCCAUGCCUCUUUU